UACAUUAGUGUUUUGUUAUCAACCAAACAGAAACCGCGCACCCACUUGAGCACCGCUGCCAGAUGGAAUCGCUGAAGCACAAACUCCCCUCCGGCGUCGAAGAGGAGGACGCGUUCCCGGAGGUGAAGCGAGCGCGCCCAGCGGCAGAUCUUCCGCCGGAGAUGUGGGAGCUCAUCUUCCGCAAUCUGAACGCCUAUUGGCUCCGGUCGGCCCGGCUCACCUGCAGCAGCUGGGACCAGAUCAUCAGGGGCUCGUCCCGACUGAUGUCCAAAUUUAUCCUCACCCUCACAUCGGACAACUUCAUGGAUGAUCGCAAGAUGGUGCGGAACCUGCUGGCCACAGGAGGCGGUUACACGCGGGCCAAGAUGUACUUUGAGUUCAUCGGAAUUUACAAACCGAGGGAAAACUGGCUAAAGCCGUUGGGGACGACGUUGCGCAUGCUUACCUUGGAGUUCAGCGGUACGGAAGUGCUGCUAACCGGGCUGUUGAAGGAACUGCCCAACCUGAAGCAGCUUAAGCUCAUUGUGGAAUCACACAGGUUUCGCAGUGUUGUUCCCGACUUUCGUCUUGACAAACUGGAUGAGCUGAGCAUUACUGACCCUGUGCCAAAUAUUCUAAGCUUCUGCAGAAUGGUUUGCCCGCAACUUAAGGCUUUCAAGCUUCCUGACUACUGUGGUGCUAAAUCGAAAUUGAAGAAGGAAAUCGUCACCCUUAUAAGCAGCACAAGUAGAACGCUGAAAGAACUGACGAUCAGAGUGUCGAAGGAAAUCGUUGAUGAGCUGGUCGUAAUUGAGGACUUGCGAUUGGUUCGGCUUGCUGUUCAUGGAGACGCCGACGAUGUUCUUCGGUUUGUCAAGCAGCAGCCCAUUAUCGAAGAUCUGGAAAUUUCAAGAAAUAUUGGCUUUUCGACACUUGACGAAAUCAUCUCAGUUCUGCCGAAACUUAAGAAGCUCCAAGUCACAAUUGUAAACCGAGGAAUCCAGAAAACGUUUUCCUUUAUGAAGCUACUGACCAUCGAAAGUUUGACGAUUCGGAUUGACGGUUGGUUUAUGCCUAUCGGGGCGAAUCACCUGCUGAAGUUAACUGACUGCAACCUAACAAACUUGCGAAGCCUGAGUCUUUGUCGCUGCAAUCUUACAAGCCAGUUUUUGUCGGAUCUUCAGAGAACAAACGUGUCUGAACUUACUCUGGAAUCCUGCUCCCUGCCGCGACUGUCGGACUUGACGCCGAUAAAAUCGUUGAACCACGUUGAGCUCAUCAGCAACGCGUAUCUCAACGGGCCAGCCGAUGACGACAGCCGUUGCUCCUCUAGCGUUCGCUCGUUAAAGAUAUCCGAACACAACCGACCGAACCUGCUAGCCGUCGCCAAGAUCUUUCCGAACCUGGAAUGCUACGAAGCUGCCGGAAACUCGUUCAUUGAUGAGGGAAUUCUUGAGGGGAUUUUGCAACACUCGCCGCUGGUUAAGGAGCUGCGAAUGCAAUUCCAUAGUUUGUUCCAUUUUGACGACGUAAACUGUCUCCGAUAUUCAGUGCUUCGAUUUCCUGCCCUGGAGACGAUGGUCAUUCAUUGCAGUAAAGAGAAGAGAGCACGCUUCGUUGAGAGUUUGCGCGGCGAAAGCUGCAAUGUUGCCGUUGAGUUUAGGCCGUUGCAUAUAUUUUCUGAUGUUUAUGUCCCUUGACUCUAAUUAGUGCAUUUUACACUUGCCCAGUUGUUUUACAAUCAUUAGUUUUCAAA
Molecule: messenger RNA, 1735 nt
Organism: Culex quinquefasciatus (southern house mosquito)
Lineage: Eukaryota; Metazoa; Arthropoda; Insecta; Diptera; Culicidae
Exons: 2
Coding region: 63-1679 (538 amino acids)
Molecular function (GO): protein binding
Source: RefSeq, a predicted model, not a curated record